This is a messenger RNA of Rhipicephalus sanguineus (brown dog tick), 1977 nucleotides long. RefSeq lists its product as uncharacterized. The transcript has 2 exons. The record is from RefSeq and is a predicted model, not a curated record. The coding region runs from base 179 to 883 and encodes 234 amino acids. NCBI's taxonomy places the organism in Eukaryota, Metazoa, Arthropoda, Arachnida, Ixodida, Ixodidae.
AGUUGAAGGUGAACACCAAACGGGAGCGCCGCUUCGUGAGAGGGACGCGAGAAGUUGGCCAACUUUCUCUAGUGCGAAGAGCAGCGUGGUUCCGAGUGGUUUGCGCGCGCCCGGGAUGAGUCGCGGAUUUCGUUCGCGUAAUACCUCGACCAGGUGAAGCGCAGUUCGCGUCGUCGACAUGUCUUCGUCGCCGUGCUCGUGUCGUCGUACUGAAAGGCCGCUGGGCAUCGCCGGUCCACGGCGGCCGUCCAAGCGUCCCGACGAGCCCGGAUGGCGGCGCAUGGCUCGACGUCGCGAGCAUUCGGAACCUGUGACGCGCCUUCAAGGAGGCGGCACUGCGCUGGUGAGGCGCUGCCGUGACUUCUACGCGCAGCGGCUUCGUCAGUCUGAGCUGCUGAGGAAUAAGUGGGCCUCUGGUGCAGCAGUUGUGGUGCCAUCGCUGCCCGACAGGGGAACGACGGGCUCUGCGGAAGACGACGACGCGACGGCUUCAUCAGACAGCGAAGCCGCCGCGUCCACUUGGCGUCGGUCCAGAUUUGACCGGGCCAUGGACUCGCUCCGCAAGGAAAUCAGUUCCCUGAUGGAGCGGGACAACGCCCUGUUUGGCCAGCUGCUGGGCCUGCACCAAAGUAUCGCCGAGCUGAGACGCGAGGCGAGGCAGCCUGCGACAACGAGCAGCGUGCAGCAGCCACCCAGCAGGCCCGCCUCGCUCGAGUCGCUCACCUCGUCCUCGUCUUCGUCCGAGCCCGGCUGUCGACGGUGCUCUGCCGCCGCCACCGGUGGUGGUCAGCUGAGGCGGCGACGGGCCCUGUCACAGGCCUACGACUCGGGGGUGCAGUUGCACUCGAGCCACUCCGAGUCCGACCACGAGGUCUUCGUGUGAACGCUCUUGUCGACGCCACAAACAUUGCUCUGUGGCUCGCUUUUCAAGCGAGACGCCGUGCACAUCUCUACUGCGUCAGUUACGAGUGCGUGUGCCCGUUGCUUGGAUUUGCUAAUCGCAAGUGCAUCUAGAACGGUGAACAGUGCAGUUGGCAUUGCGUUAGCGGGGCUUUCUUGCCAAGUUUAUCGGGCUUAGCGAAGAAAAGACGCGUUUUUUUUGUUGUUGUUCCGUGUUUUCCUAGCGUGUCUUUUAUUUCUAUUUGUGCAGGAACAAUGGCGUUGUGUACAAAAGACUUUUGCGACAACUUCAAAAGCUUUGGAUCUCUCGUAGUGUUCCAACUAGUGUGACCGAACUGAGCAUGUAUGGUUAGAACAGACGGCUAAGCCUUACGGUGUGAUGGAUUUUCGACAUUACGGCGUGUAGGAGCCAUGAGCAGUGGCCGAACCCAACUUAAGCGAUAAGUCGGGGCAACAACACUGUGGCUACAGAUUGCGGCCAUGAAGUGUUCAUGAAACCCGGCGAUGAAAUUUUAUUGAGCCUAGCAGAACUCCAUGGUACUGCUACAACCGGUUUACUCAAUUGCCCUGAACUUUGCUGUAACACUGCCGGAGACAAGAUAUGAAAAGUUAUAAAUUUUUCUGGGCAUCGGUGUUUCAACGUCGUGACGUCCGAAAAGAAAAAGGGUACUUUGUAUAUUGCUUCACUGUUUCCAUGUUUACUACAGAAGGCAAAGGUAUCUAAAACUGGUGCUAAAGUUUCGUCCUGUUGAAGGGCCUUGUGAUUUGACUGUUCGCCGUGUUGUUUUAGAAUUUUUAGCUGUGCUAGUUGAUAAUUCAUUUUGGUAAGAGCUUCAGGGGCAAGAAAAACAUUCAUACACACGAACACCCAAAAAACUAGCCAACACUCCUGUUUUCACAAAGCAUCUUGCGUGAAAACGGGGUUCCUUUAUUUAUUAGUGUGUGCAUUCUUGCGCUCUUAGCUUUGAUUGCUACUGUCUAGAGGUUGCUGAAAUUGUUAGCUGGUAUGUUACGCAGAAACGCACUGCUGUGCAGUGAAUCACUGAUAUAUAUCAUCUGUGUUUCUACAGAACUAUU